GAAGAAUUUUAUAUCAGAAUUUGUCAUGCAAAAGCGUUGUAUAAGGAAAUUUCGGUAAUUGAUGAUGUGAAAAAAAGAAAGAAAAGGCUUAGUGAUUUGAUUAAACAGUCAAUCCCAAACUACAUUAAUCUUAAAAAUCAAUUAUAUGAAUUUUCUCGUUGGAAGAGAUUUUAUAAAUUAAUUGUUUUAUUAAUAGAAGAUUCUACAUUAAAUGCAAAUAAUAUCCCAUUAGAAUUCUGUUUUCAACAAUUUAGGGGUUUGG
Dentiscutata erythropus is the source of this 262-nucleotide messenger RNA. Lineage: Eukaryota; Fungi; Glomeromycota; Glomeromycetes; Diversisporales; Gigasporaceae. The record is from the annotation of a GenBank genome assembly.